This is a messenger RNA of Danio aesculapii, 1559 nucleotides long. It is a transcript of the gene tafa3a, whose product is annotated as TAFA chemokine like family member 3a. Gene Ontology annotation, molecular function: receptor ligand activity. The record is from RefSeq and is a predicted model, not a curated record. NCBI's taxonomy places the organism in Eukaryota, Metazoa, Chordata, Actinopteri, Cypriniformes, Danionidae. The transcript has 5 exons. Bases 440 to 838 code for a protein of 132 amino acids.
AGGGGCGAGUCGAGCUCCUCACCGCCGCUCUCAGUUUCCACACAGCCUGAACACAAGACUGCAGCAGCCAAAAACACCACCGGCCCAUCAUGGAUAAGGGGAUUUUGCAGAUUUGAAACCUUGGUUAUAAUAACCGCAAUUAAAGGUCUCGUCUUUACGUGCGGAUUCAGAUCCGUUCGCAAAGUUCAGACGCAUCUGAAGGAACUUUGGAGAGCUGGAGUUCAGAGGACUCGAUCGAGACUUUUCUGAACUGAAGCAGGAAUCGCUUUAAUUUCAUUUGCAUUCUCGUUUGUUUGAGUCUGUAGGUGAUGCUUUUCCUGGGAUCGUGUUUGCGCGAAGGGAAAUUAUCAGUCUUUGCCACUGCCGGGGUUUUACUUCUGACAAUGAAGAGCAAAUGAGAACAUUAUCACUUCACUUUUAUUGACAGCUCAACGACAGGAUGCGGGAGAGGGAGCUGCAGCGUGUGGGCAGGAGAUUGCUGCUGUUGGGCAUCUGUCUGCUGUCUCUCUGGGGUCAGUUCAGCCUGGCCUCGACACAUCGCAGCCAUAUUGUGCACGUCAAAGCGGGAACCUGUGAGGUCAUUGCUGCCCACCGCUGCUGUAACAAGAACAAAAUCGAGGAGCGCUCCCAAACUGUCAAGUGCUCCUGCUUCCCUGGGCAAGUGGCUGGAACAACAAGAGCUGCUCCAUCCUGUGUGGACGCAUCUAUAGUAGCGCAGAAGUGGUGGUGUCAGAUGCAGCCGUGUAUGGAGGGCGAGGAGUGUAAGGUGUUGCCGGAUCUAAAAGGCUGGAGCUGCAGCACAGGCAACAAAGUCAAGACGACCAAGGUCACACGAUAGUCUGGGACCAACAUACAUUUGGGACUAGCAGCAUUUUUUUUUUCUCUCCCCAUUUUUCGAUCAAAGCAAUGGAAAUGAAGAUACAUAGACUUCAAACUACUUCACAACUAUCCGGAUCAACUUGUUGGACCUUAACUGAAUACUAAUGUCACUUGGAAUAGACCAUUUAAACACAUGGAGUUUUUUUCUCUCUCUUUCCCCCGUCCUCUUCUACAGUAUUUUCACUCUGCCAGACUCCUGUCUUUGUUUUAUAAAAGUGUCGGACAAGAUCAUACGCCAUGUAAAGUAAAUAUUACAUUUAAAAAAUCAAGAUGUGGAGCAGUUCAGAGACAAUUCUGCCACUAUGGAUUAUGACGGAUUUCAUUUUUGAAGCGAAAGUGGACUCGAGAGGUUCACUUAUUACUUAAAUCAUAUGUUCCAGAGGCACUAAUAGUCCACUAUCCUUCAGUGCCAAUAUUUUCUUUCUUCUACUAUGAGCAGAAUUUUUGAUCAGUGUGAGGUGUAUGUUUUUUUGGCUAUGGUUUUAAAACGGGACUUGUGCAAAAGCAAAUCGCAAGUAUGAUGAUAAGAAUUACAGGUAUUAAACCUGAUAAAAUGUGUACGAGAGCUGUAAAAAAGAUGGCAAAAAAGAUUUAUUGUUUGUUUUUAAAAGCCUUGGUGGCCAAUAUUGAGUCAAAGUGUCAGUAUUAUCUCAAAUAAAACUCUAUCUCUAUGGGAAAUA